UGGCUCAGGAAGAAAGGCGGCUGCGUCUGGACAAGCAGGGGCGGUCCUGAGCCCUAAAAUGUGAUUCCUCACAUGAUCCCAUCGUGACACGCGUCUCGGGGGGGCUCCCGGCUCACCCGGCCCUGAGCUCCCGGCUCCCAGAGUGGGCACAGGACAGCACCGGCCCCCGUGUCUGUGUCCCCGCCAGAGAGGCCACGGAGACCAGCGCACUUGUCCUGGGGGGAGGGGCGGAUGGAGGAGGGCGAGAAGAGCCCCCUGCUGUCCCAGGAUGCUGGGGGCCAGGAGCCACCCCUCCCUGCCAGCUGCCUGGGCCCAGAGCUCCAGGAGGGACGGGCCUGGAGGGCAGGCCUGGGGGGAGGCCGGGCCCCCUCCCUGCCCUCCCUCCCGCUGAGAAGCAGCUGCCUGCAGUGCCUGAUCUUUCUGUCCAACUUCCUCUUCUCUCUGCUCGGCCUGCUGGCCCUGGCCAUCGGGCUCUGGGGCCUGGCCGUCAAGGGCUCUCUGGGGAGCAGCUGGGGGGGCCCCCUGCCUGCAGACCCCAUGCUGGGGCUGGUGCUGGGAGGGCUGGCGGUCAGCGCCGUGAGCCUGGCGGGCUGCCUGGGCACCCUCUGUGAGAACGCCUGCCUGCUGCGCUGCUUCUCCGGGGGCCUCCUGGCUUUCCUGGUGCUGGAGGCCCUGGCAGGGGCCCUGGUGGUGGCCCUCUGGGGCCCCCUGCAGGACGGCCUGGAGCGCGCCCUGCACGUGGCCAUCACCCACUACCAGGAUGACCCUGACCUGUGCUUCCUCAUGGAUCAAGUCCAGCUCGGGCUGCAGUGCUGUGGGGCGGCCUCCUACCAGGACUGGCAGCAGAACCUGUGAGUCCUGAUGCCCAGAAGGGGCACACCCACCCACAUGGACUCACUCCUACACACGCCCACGUGCACUCACUCCUACACACGCCCACGUGGACACACACCUACACACGCCCACGUGCACUCACUCCUACACACGCCCACGUGCACAGUCAGGUGGCCAUGCAGAAGCUCAGCCAGCACCUAGGAAGUCACUUUUGGGAGCUUUUUAAUAAGGAGGGCACAUGAACCAUCUCAGUGUCAAAUGAUAAUAGCUUUUAGGUUAAUUCAGGAUGUUUUCCUGCCACGGGUGUGCGUGUCUGUGUCUGUGUGCACAAUUGUGUGCCUGUGCACG
Molecule: messenger RNA, 1182 nt
Organism: Myotis davidii
Lineage: Eukaryota; Metazoa; Chordata; Mammalia; Chiroptera; Vespertilionidae
Gene: TSPAN10
Product: tetraspanin 10
Exons: 2
Coding region: 232-855 (207 amino acids)
Cellular component (GO): membrane
Source: RefSeq, a predicted model, not a curated record